This is a messenger RNA of Eutrema salsugineum, 643 nucleotides long. RefSeq lists its product as uncharacterized. The record is from RefSeq and is a predicted model, not a curated record. The coding region runs from base 1 to 432 and encodes 143 amino acids. The transcript is spliced from 4 exons. Lineage: Eukaryota; Viridiplantae; Streptophyta; Magnoliopsida; Brassicales; Brassicaceae.
AUGGAGCCUCCCAAUGUUAUGUCAGAUCAAGAAAGUGAUAGUGUUGUUGCUUCUGCUGAAACCCAAAAAAGCCCAAGAGUAAAGUACACGUCUAUGAUCUCUACAGCCGACACCCCUAGCUGGCUUUCAAAAUAUCUCUCUCUCUCCCUCUCUAAACGUCACCGGUUUAAGAUUCCGAAGCGAGAGGCCGACACAUCGCGACGGUCGUCGGAAUCUCUGAUGGAUCGUGUGAAGACGAGCUGUUUAUCCAUGGUGGUCACGGUUCAGGAAGGGUUUAGCUACGUCAAAGCCUUUUUUGUCGGCCAGACAAGAAGGCUGACGGCAAAGAGCGAGAAAGAAGCUACGGAAGCUCAGCUAACAGAGUCAAAAAUGCAAGUUGACGCAACCGAUGAAGCAGAAAACGCCAAGAAGAGGCUUCAUCAUUCUUCUUAAUGUUUGUGGUAAUUUAACGUGUGUUUUUAACUAAUUCUAAUGUCUUUUAAAUAUUUAUUUUAUUUGCGUUUCUGAAAAUGUUAAACGGAUGAUGUUUAAAAAAAAAGCAAUGAAGCAACGUAGAAUUCUCAAAAGUAAUUCUAGGUGCUUUUUUUUUGUGGAUUCGUAUAAAAGCAAUUGAUAUAUGCUUACUUGCUAAGUGCGUUUUGGA